AUCACAAGCAGCAACAAUGAUUUGCAAGUGUGUCAGCCUUCUGGCAGUGGUGGCCACCGCCAUCGCCGGUCACGUGGGUCCCCACGGCGGUCACAGCGUCCAGCAUAGGAACCAGGACGACUUCGGCAACUACAACUUCGGCUACAAGAUCGUCGAUGGCUAUGGUGCCACAAACGGCCGCCAGGAGCACGGAUCUGCUUACGGUCCCGUAGUCGGCUCUUACAGCCUCGGAGACAUUGACGGACGUCACCGUACCGUCCAGUACGUGGCUGACAAACUGGGCUUCCGCGCUGUCGUGAAGACCAACGAGCCAGGCACGAAGACCAGUCACCCAGCCGCGGCCCCCACUAUCUCCGCGAACGGAAAACUUGUCCCAGCCGCUUCCAUCCACGCCGCUCCUGUUGCUCCUGUCGUAGCCAAACCCGUCGUCGCUGCUGCUCCAGUUUACGGUGGUCACCACGGUCUUGGUUAUGGAGCCAGUUACGCCCACGUGGCUGCCGUUGCUAAGCCUGUCGUUCCAGUAGCUUAUGGGGCUCAUGGAUACGGUGGUUAUGGAGGUUACGGUCUGGGCUACGGAGCUGCUCUGCCUCUUGCUCACGGCUAUGGUUACGGACAAGGCCUGGGUUACGGUGCCGGGUAUGGUGCCGGGUACGGCGCUGGUUAUGGAGGCUACGGCCACGGAGCCUACGGAGGUUACGGUCAUGGCUACCACGGUUGA
Messenger RNA from Ornithodoros turicata, 718 nucleotides. RefSeq names its product adult-specific rigid cuticular protein 15.7-like. The record is from RefSeq and is a predicted model, not a curated record. NCBI's taxonomy places the organism in Eukaryota, Metazoa, Arthropoda, Arachnida, Ixodida, Argasidae. Gene Ontology annotation, molecular function: structural constituent of chitin-based larval cuticle. The coding region runs from base 17 to 718 and encodes 233 amino acids. The transcript is spliced from 3 exons. Gene Ontology annotation, cellular component: chitin-based extracellular matrix.